This is a messenger RNA of Triplophysa dalaica, 2193 nucleotides long. RefSeq names its product Kruppel like factor 9 (gene klf9). Gene Ontology annotation, biological process: regulation of transcription by RNA polymerase II. The record is from RefSeq and is a predicted model, not a curated record. The transcript has 2 exons. Gene Ontology annotation, molecular function: DNA-binding transcription factor activity, RNA polymerase II-specific; RNA polymerase II cis-regulatory region sequence-specific DNA binding. Lineage: Eukaryota; Metazoa; Chordata; Actinopteri; Cypriniformes; Nemacheilidae. The coding region runs from base 383 to 1099 and encodes 238 amino acids.
ACAUCGGCACCGAGUUGACGCACUUAUGGUAGAGGAAAGGAAUGACACAAAGCAAAGUUUCAAAGCAGUCUGAUUUGCUUUCUAUACCGUUUGGAAUAGACACAGAGGUCAUCUUAGAUAACCUGCGUGUGUGAACCAAAGCGAUCUGAUUUAGGCGAUUGUAUUCCUCGCCUGGAAUUUAUAAGGAGCACUGCCAUCCUAAUCACAUUGGAAAAGACACGUGUAAGCGAAAAGCCACGUUUUCAACAGUCGCCUGUGAAUGCGCCUAUGAUGAGAAGCUACAACCUUUCUUUAUCUUGCCGUCUGUUUAUCCACACUUUAGUUCGGCGGAAACUGUUGUUUUAAAAUAUUUGGAGUUGGUUGCUUUCUCCGUUUACAGGAAAUGUGUGAAACUAUGACGGACGUUGAUAUUGCAGCAAAAGCUUUGGUCCCGGUGUCAAACGGUUUGGGCAGUAACCGCUCAGACAUACUAGCCGGCGUGGAGGGAUCUGAAGACAGUCAAGAGAGUCGGACUCUCCUCAUGGUGGCAAUGAUACUUCUGGACUUAAAUCAGUGUAUCCCGUGUACCCGUGGCACUGGCAUCAGCUCUAAAUGCAUGGUGGACAGCGAUGCGGAGAGUCAAGCCGGCGUCAGGGAAAACCGGGGAAAACACAUCAAUGCGUUUACAGAGCGUUGCAGACAGAACGCAAGCAGGGUGAAAAGGACACGGAGCCGACAGACCGGCAAUGUUGCAGCUGAGAAAAGACACUGUUGUCCCUAUGCUGGCUGUGGGAAAAUAUAUGGCAAGUCGUCCCAUCUGAAGGCGCACGUCAGAGUACACACCGGUGAGAGGCCCUUUCAAUGUACCUGGCCGGGCUGUACGAAGAAAUUCUCACGCUCUGACGAGCUGACGCGGCAUUUCCGCACGCACACCGGAGAAAAGCGGUUCACGUGUCCGCUCUGCGACAAAUGCUUCAUGCGAAGUGAUCACCUCACCAAACACGCCCGCCGACACGUCGGCUUCCACCCCAGUAUGCUCGAGGGUCCCCCCGGAAGACGACGUUGUUCGACGUCGACAUCAUCAUCUUGGUCCGGUGAUCACGUGUCAGCAGGUGUUUGAGGAAUAACGUAAUCCCUUCAACGGGACGGACAGAAAUCGUCAACUCUUGAAACAAUGUGAUGAUUUAAGGGUUUACUUAAAAAAAAAACAUUGAUGUGUGUACGUAUUAUUUACACACCACACAAAUAUAAUAUGAGGGAUUGAUUUCAGUUCUGAAAAAAAGAAAAAUAUUUACUAACCAAUAUGUCAAGGGAAGGCGUAUUACACCUUUUUGUAUAUUUUGAAACAAACGGGCAAUCACACAAAUGUGUAUCGCAAUGAAUGUUGGAUGUUUUUUAAAUACAGAAUACCUGUUGCCUUCAGUUAAAGAUAUCUAUUUUGUAGUGCAAGUACCUAGGAACGCACUUUCGCUUUGUGUGAGUAUUUUUUAAUGACAGCCAUAUCUUACUUGCCUAUCCUAAUUUCAGUUAUGCGAUGGAUGUAGUGCAUUCUUCGAUGCACUGAAGAAAUCCUUAUCAAAAUACAAAUAUUUUCUAUAGAGUUUAUGUGUGUUGAGGUAAAAUGAGGCAGUUACCAAGUUCACUCGUUAAAAGACAACACCACCCCCAUCUAUAGGUGUGUUAUGGGAGUACAUGAGAUGAGGGACCUGUGGCCUCAACACAGACCUGUUGUUUAGAUUUGCUGUUUGCUUGUUUAAGGUCGUAUUAACAAGUUCCACUUGACUUCAGGAGCAGUUUUUUUACUAGGAGCAGUUUUUCCACUGUUCACCUUUUAACUUGAAAUACCUAUGAAUGUAAUAUCAGUUCAAUGUGAGUCUACCAUGAUGCUAGCCGUUGUGCUUCACAAUAACACAUAAGCACAAAUCUUAUUUUAUAUAUGAAUUAUAGUCAGAUGCAUUCAUUGGAUCUUUACUCAAAAUCUGUUUAUACAUUCUUUUAAUGUUUUAUAUUAUUAGCGAUCAACAGACUUUUAUCGUCACCAAAUGUUCAGAAAUGUUCUGUGCUUGCUGCUUCUUCAUCUGUGGUUUUAAAGUAAGCUUGAAAUUAAGAAGUAGGUUGAUUGAAAUACACUUUCAUAAAAAUGAUGCACUCUGAUGUGCCUUCUGUUUUGAAGAUUGUGCAAUUUAUUUAGAAAUAAACUUAGAAAAUACUUAA